Messenger RNA from Fusarium oxysporum Fo47, 1446 nucleotides. Its product is annotated as Alpha/Beta hydrolase protein. Gene Ontology annotation, molecular function: peptidase activity. Gene Ontology annotation, biological process: proteolysis. The coding region runs from base 1 to 1446 and encodes 481 amino acids. The transcript has a single exon. Lineage: Eukaryota; Fungi; Ascomycota; Sordariomycetes; Hypocreales; Nectriaceae. The record is from RefSeq and is a predicted model, not a curated record.
AUGUCUACUCCCGAUAACUUGUCCAUCCCCCAAGCCGACCUGGUCAGCAGAAAAUCUCACGUGCUGCCUGGACAAUUAUGUGUCACGGAGCUCUUCUUCAAAGUACCUCUGGACUACACGGACAUCCAGGGCCCUUCCAUCACACUAUUUGCACGUGCUGUCAAGAAACACGAUGUUCCCAUAUUCCCACCCGAUGAUGAAGAGUCGGAGAACAGUCCAAAAGACGAAUUUGGCGAGCCCCCAAAACCAUAUAUGGUCUAUCUUGAGGGAGGACCGGGCUUUGGCAACCGUGAACCGCAGGAUCAUCCCCUCACCCGCCACGCUCUUGCAAAGGGAUACCAGCUUCUCUUACUUGACCAUCGCGGCGUUGGCCUAAGUACACCAGUUGGUGCUGAUAUGCUAAGCCUUGUAUCUGAAGACGUUGAAGGGCGCACUCGGUACCUCGGCCUCAUGCGCCAGGACAACACAGUCCGGGACUGCGAAGCUGUAAGGAAGUAUCUUACCGCCUCGUGGCCCGCUACCAAACAACCAUGGUCCAUCUUUGGCCAGUCGUACGGAGGUUUCAUCGCACUAUCCUAUUUAUCCAUGCAUCCAGAAGGUCUUCGGGAAGUCUUUCUCACUGGCGGUCUAGCCCCUGUGGGUAAGAAGCCUGACCAAGUAUAUGAAGCAACAUUCCAACGGGUCAUAGAACGCAACGAGCAGUACUAUGAAAAAUUCCCAGAGGACGUCGAAAACGUCCGUCAAGUGGCUAAAUUCAUAGAGAGUAAAGGUGGCAGUAUUCCGUUGCCAUCUGGCGGUGUCCUCACCGUUCCUCGUCUCUUGACUAUAGGCAUUUCCUUUGGAAGCCAUGGUGGCUUCGACCAGGUUCACUCUACGAUCCUGACAUUAAAAACAUCCCUCGAUCAGUUCGGAUUUUUCAACAGAGCAUCCCUAGUGCCGCUUGAAGGCUGGAACCCAUUUGAUACCAACAUCAUAUACGCCAUCCUUCACGAGGCCAUAUAUUGUGACGGCCCUGGUUUAGCCUCCGCCUGGUCAGCGAAUCGCAUUGGCAGAGAACUCAAGCCAUUCUCCUGGCUGAAUGACAACUACUCAACGGAAUCUACCAGCGGAUGUCUCUACUUCUCUGGAGAAAUGAUAUUCCCAUUUCACUUCGAAACUUACCCAGAGCUCCAGAUACUUCGCCAGGAGGCUGAGUUAUUGGCCAGUCGUGAUAACUGGCCUGCUCUUUACGAUCAGGAGAAGCUUCGUAAGAAUAAGGUUCCUGUAUAUGCUGCUUCGUUCGUUGAGGAUAUGUACGUCGACUAUAACUUUGCCAGAGACACAGCCAAGCUUGUCAAGGGUACAAAGACUUUUGAGACGAAUGUCAUGUACCACUCGGCAUUAAGAGCGAAAUCGGACGAGGUUCUGCAGCAGCUGUUUAGCCUGAGAGACGAUGUUAUUGACUAG